Messenger RNA from Linum tenue, 3131 nucleotides. Lineage: Eukaryota; Viridiplantae; Streptophyta; Magnoliopsida; Malpighiales; Linaceae. The record is from the annotation of a GenBank genome assembly.
CCCGUCUACUAUAUUGGUUCAUGCUCCGCUUCUAGAAUCCACGUUCUCUUUCUCCAUUGGAGGAGAGAAUAACUGCGUAGACCGGACCGCAGCCAGCGAAUAACAACUAAAUGCUCUGCUUGCCAGCUGUUAGCUGUACUACUUGCCUUCCCAAUCUCUGCGCUUCUCUCUUCCCUGAAGCUGACCUCGCCUCAAUCAACAAAGCUCUCAAGAUUUGAUACUUCCCUUUCCACGGAAAUGCGACGACAGAGCGAUAGGAGGAGGGCGAAGCUCAAGAUCAUGCCGCUGUCUUCUUUCCUCUCCGUUCUUCUGUGUAUGGCACUCUCAAUCCCUAGCGCGGACUCGAAUCAGGAGAAGAGUUUGACUUCAAUCUACGAUGUCUUGACGGCGAAAGGACUUCCGAAGGGCUUGCUGCCUAAAGGGGUUACGAAUUUCAAAAUUGACGAGUCGUCGGGGGAUUUCGAGGUUCACUUGGAUCAGGCCUGCAAUGCCAAAUUUGAGAACGAGCUGCAUUACGACUGCAACGUCACCGGGAAGCUGAGCUACGGCCAAAUCGAAUCCCUCUCCGGAAUCUCGGCCAAGGAGCUCUUCCUCUGGUUUCAGGUGAAGUCAAUUAAGGUCGACGUUUCGGACUCGGGGAUUAUCUGUUUCGAUGUUGGGGUCGUUGUGAAGAAGUUUUCGGUUUCGCUGUUCGAGCUUCCCAAGGAUUGUGCUGCCUCGGCUGCUGAUGAGGCCAGGGAGGAAGUCCAGAGCGGGCGGUUCAUCGAAGAUGCAGUGACCGAGAGUCGGCGUGGUGAAGUAGUAAGCUUUGGAAGGGAUGUUCUGUAAAUGGGGUUCUCAUUUCACCAUGAAAGUUUCAUGGACGAAUUCUUUCUUCUUGUUUCCCUCCCCAAAUUGGGAACGAACUACUGCUACUAGCUUCAGCGGAUGGGUUUUUUUUAUAGCGGACGGGAUUCAGAUAACAGUUGAAAUGAGGGAUGAUUGUAGCAGAACACAAGAUAAAGUGGGGGCAGGAACUUUUGGAGGAGGUGAUCUCAGGUGAUAAAUAUGCCUACUCGCUAAGUUUUUUUUGUGUGUUCAAGUUUUCUGAUAGAUAUGGAUAUGGGUUCGGCAAGUUUGUUGUUUCCGAGUGCUUCUUUUGUGAUAGAAUUGAUGCGAGUUGUAUUUGUUUCAGGAAUAAAAAUUCUAUAAGUGAUUCGAUUGAUGGGAUUUGGUAUUAUACUUAUGAGAUCGAUGAGAUUGAUGUAUAAAGGUUAUUGUUGCCUCCAUGUUUCGUACUAGAGCUUUGAUCUCAAUCUCCAUAUGUAGUGUGGAUUUAUUCAGUUGCCGGUGAAUGAUCGGUAGUGCACAAUCCAUCUCUCUGUUGCUGGAAUUCAUCAGAGUUUGAGCAGCAAUGAUAUAUGAGUAAUCCCAGUGUUGUUGAUAUUACUAUUAGCCAACUAUUAGCCAACCGGGAAUUUUCUUGAGCACUCUUUUUAAUUUGAUUAGAGAGGUUUGAUUUGGCAUCUUCAAAGCACCCCAAGUGGCCAUAGGCUCAGAUGGAAAUUGCUGUCUACCAUCUAAAGGCUGACUACAAGUUAUGCUGGAAUCAACGGUAAGAGAUGUCAAUCAUAUUUAUAAGUUGAUCUUCUUCAUCGGGCAAUGUUGCCGGACUAGUAGGUUUGAUCAGCUAGCCACCUUUGCAUUGUGCGGAAAGAGUACAGAUUACAAAAUCUCCCGAGCUUAUCUUUGACGGCCUCUUCCAUUUCACUGAGAGCCCUGUCUUCUGCUGUUUUUAUUCUUUUUCCUCCUAUUUUGUCUCUUGUUUGCUUUGACAGGGGCAAAUGGGGAGUUGCAGUUGAAAAUAUGGAGGAUCAAGGACAGGAGUUAAAGAGAAUACUACAACAAAGAAGUGAGUUUGGCAAAAUCAGAGUUGUCAUUCAGUUCAAAUCUAGAUGCUGAACAAAGAAGAAAAGUGGCAGAUCUGUUUGGUAUGCGACAGGUGCUACAUCAUGAUGAAUACAAAGGGUUUCCUACUACGGUCAUUGGCCUGUCAAAGAAAGCAGUCCCAGUGUCGAGGAAUAAAACCCUUUCCAAUGCAGCUAAGGAAGUAUUCAUCAAAGCAGUGGUGCAAGCACAAGGCUUUGUUAGUUUUCCUAAUUCCCCAGGGGAUGAUUCAUGAACUACAAAGCCUGAUAGUUGGCUUCUGGUUGGGAAGGAAAUGGGAAUAAAGAUGAACUCAUUGGCUAAGUUGGGAAGACAGGCAUGGAACUUGCUGGGAAGACCAAAUUCAUUGGUGGCAAGAGUAUUCAAAGCAAAAUAGUAUCUUGAUUGAAGCAUAGUAGAAGUAGAAGUGGGAAUUAAUCUAGCUAAAUAUGGAGAAGUUUGAUAACACCCAACAAUUGGCGAAGGAAAGAACAAGGUGGAGGAUAGAGUACAGGGGAACAGGUCAGAGUAUGGAGGGACAAAUGGAUUCCAGAUUGUCGUAAUCACAAAGUUGAGACCCAUAUAAUAGAAUUGGGGAUGCAAGCUAAGGUAGUGAAAUUGAUUGAUUAAUGGAAAAAAGACACGGAAAAGCAAUGUUCUGCAAGAAAAUUUCCAGCCCGUCGUUAGGAACAGGAUCUAUCCGAUAACACUACCCCGAACACAUCAGCAGGAUAUUCUGAUUUGGGGUGAGAUAAAUCUGGAGAAUACAAACUUAAAUAUGGGUAUUUUGAGUGGAAAAAGAAAGAAGCAGAGGUGGAAAGUGAAUGGUAAGUUCCAGUGGAGUGGCUAAGGGUAUGACAUCUCAAGAUUCCCUCAAGGUGAGAGUCUUCUUAUGGUGCUAGGGUAGCAAUAUCGCCACAUGAAGAAAUUUGGGCAAACGAAUCGAGGAAGCUUGCGAUGAAUGCCCUUUUUGUGGUCUCAUAAAAAUUUAAGAGCACAUAACAAGGGAUUGUGAUUGAGCAUCACGAGUUUGGAGACCCAGUUUAGGAGAUUCAUCUCUCCUUUAAGCUUCGUAACCUUGUUUUGCGAGCUAGCCAGCUCGGCCCUAAUAAUCUCUCUCAAUGACUCAAUGGUGUUGUCAAGGAUUUCAAAUAGCUCAUUGCGAAGUGCCUCCAAACCCUCUUCCAACCAUGUCAUGCGUUGCCCAAUGCCUUGCAUGUCGCCCA